AAUCCUGGUGUUACGGUGUUUCAGAGUAAAGAGUUAAUUUCACAAAGUGGAAUUUUCAGAAAUCAACACAACUGGUGUAAAAAUUACUCUCUGACUGGUGAGACUAUGAGGAGUUGAACCUCAUUAACACGGGUUUUGUGUUAAGUUACAUCCGGGACAUUUACAAGCUGUUCGCGCCUACACUCGAAACUUUUCUCUCACAGACGCCAUUUUAUCUGACUGGAUGUGCGGAGGAGACAGCAUUAUAUUUACUGGUGAAACACAAAGUAAGUUAUUUAUUUAAGAUUGUAUUUUUGUUUAACCAUGUUUUUGGCAUCAAAAGCUGUUUUAUCAAUCAAAUUUGAUUAGUUAAAUGUUUUUACGUGGCAUCCGGGACUUUUACAUGCUGUUCGCGCCUAACAAGCAAAUUUUUACCUCACACACAGAUUGUAUUUUCUUCACUCCUGACGCAGCAGAGCGACAAGAUUCUUUGUCAGUAAAGAUAAGGAAAAACAGUAAAGAUAAAAGGUGAACGUCAUGUUUGUAAAAGUGCAGUUCCAAGGCUCUAAGAAAUUCAUCAAGCUGAACGAUGGAUUCACUUUCACUGAUUUUAUAACUGAAGUGCAAAGCAGAUUUGAAAUGCACACUGGAGCAGACUUGCGGAUAUAUGAUGAAUCCCACACCGAGAGAGUUGCUUGAAGCAGACCCAAAAUCAACGUUAAUCAUUGAAGAACUUAGUAAAGUUUGUGUGUCAGAGGAAGCAGCCAGCUCCUGCACAGAUACGCAGUCAAUUACAAGUCCUUCAUCUAGUGAACUUCAUGUGUCCUCUGGAAGAUGGUCCAAGAAAUCCAAAAUGUCAGAGCAGAGUGAUGAAUUUGGGGCAACAUCAGCUAAGGAGAUGGUUCUUACUGCCAUAAAAGAAAAAUCUAAAGGAGAUGACAUUCUUGAAGAGUACAAGGCCACCAACACCUUAUCAAAUGAGAUGAGAAGAGCUCUUGUUAACAUAUUAGUGGGACACAUGACAGAGAAACAUGGGAGGAUUCCACCUGUACAGCAGAGAGAGCAAUAUGCCCUUGGAAUAGUGACUUUGUUUCCGUCAUUGAAAGACCCAUUUUCUAAGAAGGGAUAUGAGCACUUCUAUGAUGCUGCAAGUGGGAGUGGAUAUCUUGCUUGGCGUCUAAAGACUGUCCUUAGAAACACUCGUCGCACUGAAAAAACUGCGCCUACAUCUCUACAAGGUGGUCCAAAGGUCAAGAGAGCUAUUAGCUUAGAACAACAACUUGAUGGCGAUGCUGCUUUGGAGGCCAUUUCGCUUCUCGCUCAUACAGAAGUUGAAUCAACUAUUUUUGAGAAGAUGAGACAGACAUUUCGUCAUCGCCAGGAACUUGUUCAAAAUGCAGAUACAGCAACAAAUGUUUUAAAAACCUUCCCAAGGUUUUUAGAUACCAAAGGAUUGGUGAAUCAAGAUUUUGAACUUCUCUUCAAUUUGGACACAUCUUCAAAGUUAAUGGAAAAGUGGGACAGAACCUUAAAGCCAAAAAUUAUCCAGGAAGCGAAAAACUUGACUCAGACCCCUGCUGUUCAGCGUUUUCUUCUGUCAGCUGAGAAAUCCUCAGAAAAAGCCAAUUCAGCCUGGGACAGUGAUUUGUCUACGCUGCUGCUGCUUGUUCACCUUCGUCCACCAUCUGCUGGGCGGAAAAGAUGGCUGCAAAAAUAAGUGCCACCAAUGCAGCUGACAAACUUGUUCUGUUUCAUAAGUCAUGUUGCAGCAUUGAUGAGCAUCUAGGGAAAGUUCAAAGUCACCAACCAUAUCUUCUAGCUGUGGGGAGGAGUCAAGAUGAGAUUGACAACUACUACAUUGCUCUGGAUAGUAAACUUAUACCAUGUCAAACAGCU
Molecule: messenger RNA, 1875 nt
Organism: Misgurnus anguillicaudatus (oriental weatherfish)
Lineage: Eukaryota; Metazoa; Chordata; Actinopteri; Cypriniformes; Cobitidae
Source: RefSeq, a predicted model, not a curated record